GGGAAUUGGGGAAUUGAAAUGACCCUUGUAUCUGUCUCUUUCUGUUUCUCUUCUCUUGUUAUACUUUCCCUUCCAAAAUCCCACCUCUAAUCUCUCUCUCUUCUCUCUAGCCUCUCUCUCUCUCUCAGCUCCAAAGCCUCUCUCUCUCUUUCUCUAUUUGUGUCACUAGAAAUUGUGCAAGAUAUAGUAGAUGACAGCUCCGAACAUGGCAACGAUCGCCGCAUCUCUGGAGCGGUCUAUGCAAAACUGCUCCUUAAACCACCACCGCCAGACCACCAUCGGUGACGGCGGUAACGGCAGCCAAAGCAGUCAAGGGUCGAGUCAUGUUGGGAUGAGAGGAAGGUCGUCGUCAACCUCAUCAACCUCAGACGAUGCUGCGCAGCAGAACCAAUUCACACCUAACAACAACAACGAGGACACGGCUCUGGAACUCAACUCAAAUGUCUCGCUCCCCUACCAUUGGGAACAAUGCCUCGAUUUAAAGACGGGUGAGAUUUACUACAUAAAUUGGAGGAACGGAAUGAAAGCGAGAGAAGAUCCAAGAACAACAGCACAAUACAGCAGAGAUUGUUACUACUCGGAUGAUGAUGAUGAUGAUGAUGAUAGCUCCUAUGAUAGCGAAGAGUCUUCGACUGAGUCGUCUCCAUCUUCUUCAAGAGAGAGAGAGCCCUAUAAUAAUCAGCAGAAGGAAUCAGAUCAGAACAAUAAGCAGGACCAUGUUCUGGUUGUGGCUGGCUGCAAAUCGUGUCUCAUGUAUUACAUGGUCCCCAAACAGCACGAGGAUUGCCCCAAAUGCAGUGGCCAGCUUCUCCACUUUGAUCGAUCCGACACUGGCUCACCAUGAACCACAUCCCUCCCCGUAGUUUCCUCUAGCCAUAUCUAUCGUUUUGUUUAGUCCGAAAUGUGAGAGACAAGUCUGUUAGUGUGGUGGUGGUGAUGGUACGUUGUUGUUGUUGUUCAUUUUUUCUGGGCCUAGCUAGCUUGUUUUGUCAAUUUGGGUCAUCGUUUGUUUUGGGAAGAAGCCAUGGGAGAGGCAAGAGAUGAGUCCUACACAGUGCCAGCAGCUGCAGUAGGAUGAGGAAGAAGAAGAUCGAAGAUGAGCAAGGUCAAUGGGAUUGGUAGAAGUAGAGGAAUUAUUUGGUAAUGAUUGCGACGUGUAGGUUUCUUCUCUUUUGUUCCAUGAUCAUUCUCCAUAAUUUAUUUUUAACAUUUUUCUCUCUAAAUAUUGAACUAUAUGAUUCUUCCUUAUUAUAUAUAUUUUAUUUUCAUGGCC
Fragaria vesca subsp. vesca is the source of this 1273-nucleotide messenger RNA. RefSeq lists its product as uncharacterized. NCBI's taxonomy places the organism in Eukaryota, Viridiplantae, Streptophyta, Magnoliopsida, Rosales, Rosaceae. The record is from RefSeq and is a predicted model, not a curated record. The transcript is spliced from 2 exons. Bases 191 to 844 code for a protein of 217 amino acids. Gene Ontology annotation, molecular function: protein binding.